AUGGCGAAGGUUCGCAUAAGCAGUGACAUUAUAAAACCGUUUUCCGGCCAGGGCGAUGUGGUGGCAUGGCUGAAAAAGGUCAGGCUCAUGGCGAGACUUCAGCAGGUGGACGAUGUGGCUAGUCUGCUACCAUUAUACCUGGAGGGGGACGCACUAGCCCUCUACAUGGAAAUGGAGGAGGAAGAUCAAGGGAACAUCGAUCUAAUCGAAGCCAGACUGAAGCAGGCAUUCACGGACGACGCGUUUUCAGCCUAUAGAAAACUGACCAUGGUCAGGUGGACCGGCGAGCGCGUAGACGUUUACGCAAAUAAAGUCAGACAGUUUGUUCGAUUGACCGGAUUCGAGGGAGCCGAGAUGGAAAGGCUCACCAAACUAGCCUUCAUCAUGGGUUUUCCUGAUGUAAUCUCCCUCGAACUCCGACAGGCACCGAACGUUGAAGCACUGACUGUAGGGAAGUUUUUAGCAAGAGCAAGAGUGCUGACAACUACUGGAAAUGAAAGUCAGAACGUUGUUGUGGCUGUGCGCCCACCCCGUAGUGUCGGUGCGUCUCCCACCAAGAGCGGCCCACGCACCAGUGUGACAUGCUACAGGUGUAGCAUUAAAGGCCACAUGGCAAAAGACUGCCGGAAGUGUGGAACAUGCUGCUAUCAAUGCGGGGAGUUUGGACACUGGGCUCGAGACUGUUCGGGAAACGCUACAGGGGACAAGGCAUCAGCGCCAGCCUUCUCCCUAACCAAGAUGUAA
Acanthosepion pharaonis is the source of this 744-nucleotide messenger RNA. The record is from the annotation of a GenBank genome assembly. Lineage: Eukaryota; Metazoa; Mollusca; Cephalopoda; Sepiida; Sepiidae.